AACAGGCAGCUCGUCAUGCCAAUUGCGAGGGGCCUCACGCCGCCCCAGAGCCUUGUGUUCUCGCUAGAGCACAUUGCCUUUGAGAUGGUUCGGGCCAAGCACCUAUACGAAGGAAGGGAUGGAACACAGCAUGGGCGAUCUAUCUUUUCGUUGGCCCACCCCAUCCAUUAGUCUGCAAUUAGUUCAGUUCCACAGCUGCUGCCUGUCUCCUCACGCAUCCGCCGUGCCGGGACCGCCACCGCCAACCUGGCAGUCCAUCUUGAGUAAAAGGACAAACAUUCGCCAUGGCGCAGCUGCGACAAGCCUGCGAGGAGGGCGAUGUGGAUGUCGAUCAGGUCAUUGACGAUCGGGGUCAAAGGCGGAGCGGGAGCCCUACGCCGCGAUCGGGCACGCCCAGGCAGUCCGACGUGCUCACUUCCCUGACUUCCUUAGCGACUUCGAGUUCUUCCUCGAUCCAGACUUUGGGCCAGGAAGCUGCCCAGGGUGUCGCCGGAGAAGUUGAAGUCGGUGAUGGCCCUAGUCUUCGCGAAAAUACCCCCCGCACGCGUCCCAACGGCAGUCUGUCCCGCACGAAUGCUCGACCCCCGCUCGUCCAUCAGGGAAGCGCUUCGAACAUGGGCUCGAAGCUGGAAUGUCUGCUGCGCGGUGCGGCGUGUCUUAAAGGUCUACAUGGAGGAGAAUUGAGCGAUGAGAGCAAGGAAGCACGCGUUCAAGGAUCCAAGACACUCAUGGAGAUGAGCCAGGAAGACACCGAUGCACACACCCUGUCAUACCAGGAUUACGACGAUAUCGAUACCGAUACUGACAGCGACAGCGAUUCUGGCACGUCGGAUAUCCCACCAGAUACUGCGGCCGUGGACGAUGCGCAACGCAAUUCCCCAAAAGUCGCCGCUGAGGGGAAGCUGAUUCCUGCAGGAUCGCAUCCGAACGCCUACAGCGUCGAGUCGGAACCACACCAAGUUGCGCGGCGCAAGUUGAAAAUGGACCAGCCUCCUAUGCACUCGUUCAAUCCCGAAUCCACUCAGCUGGAGAACUUAUCGCGAUACGCAUGGCCGCCUUUCAAGCGGACAACCAGCGGGAGCUCGAGCUUCGAUCCGGCGCGUGCAUCCAGGGCCCAAAGCAACGUCACCACCAGCAGUGGCGGCGGCGGCAACGGACAACCAACAGAGCAUGACGCGCUCGCGGAGUUCAUCGCUACGCCCUCGGACGUCAUCGACCAGGAUGCGCAAGAGCUGAGCAACUACCAAGCGCCGCAAAUGUUCGGUGAGGCAGUAUUGCCCGACGACGAGGCGCAGACAUCGCCUGGAGACACGGCUGCUGGCCGCAGAGGGUCUGCAAUGGAUGCCUCUGCGUCUGCGUCGCGGACACAAGGAGAUGUACAGCUGAGCCAGAAGGAGCAUAGAAGGAAGCAUGAUGCCCACAGUGCAGAAUGGCAUCGCCUCACGCAGGGCGUUACGCGCGCUCCUUCGCAGCGCGAUUUUGUGACUGAAGAGCAACGACAUAGCAGUGACGGCAGCGACAGUGGAAAAAUAAGGUUAUUCCAUCUGCUCGGCGCCAGGCAGCGGCCUGCACAGCAGCAUCAGCACCAGGCCCAGGAACAAGGCCACUGUGGGGAAGAAGGAGACGUAAGGGAAGAACACCAUGGGCGCACGCUCUAUUUCCUCCAGGAUGAUUCGCAGCUCGCUGUGCACUUGGACCAGAAGGCUUUCGAUGAGCUAGAGCAUGCGCAGAUGGAGAAGGAGCAGGCGUGUAGGUCGCUCAGAAUGCAGCAAGAUGAUAUUAAGCGAAGGGAGGAGGCAGACAAGGAAGCCAGCGCCUCUGUUGUUGCUGCUAAUGCUGCUGCUGACGUGGAUGGUGGUGCCAAUGGAAAGUCGUCCAUCGCUUCGAUUGACAGCGACGGUGACCACGAGCGCGCAGGUCUGGAAGAUGGAGCGCGCGGCCAGUCCCUCAGUCUACCUGUGUCUAUGGGCCUCGCAGCAUCAGACAAGGUUGGUGAGAGCGCCAAGAGCACGCUGCAGGCCCAGGUUCGCACCGAGUCGGGCCUCUUGGGGGAACAGGCGGUCGCACAGGCCAACGAGCAGGGCCAGGAGGCGCUCGUGCACUCGCACAUUGCUCCUGCCAUCAGCCUAGAAAAGAAGCUCGAUGCGCUCAAGGCGGAGUUUGGAGAGGUCCAUCUGAGGGACGAGGCGAUAAAAGAACUUGGAGAGGAACGAUAUGUGUGUGCUCGGAUGUGGCUAUAUGCGGGUUUGCACUAGAGCGAUAGCUGACCUUCUCAGCAUUUGUCGUUUUGCCACGAUUCAGCUCGCCGAUGCUCCUGCCGUGCUCAUG
Tilletiaria anomala UBC 951 is the source of this 2328-nucleotide messenger RNA. RefSeq lists its product as uncharacterized. The record is from RefSeq and is a predicted model, not a curated record. The transcript has a single exon. Bases 285 to 2255 code for a protein of 656 amino acids. Lineage: Eukaryota; Fungi; Basidiomycota; Exobasidiomycetes; Georgefischeriales; Tilletiariaceae.